Rhopilema esculentum is the source of this 1082-nucleotide messenger RNA. The record is from RefSeq and is a predicted model, not a curated record. NCBI's taxonomy places the organism in Eukaryota, Metazoa, Cnidaria, Scyphozoa, Rhizostomeae, Rhizostomatidae.
AUGAGAAAAUACUGCAUUGUUGACGGUGUAUUUGUUGUAGGUAUAUUUAGCGGAUUCUCAUUUACUUUAGAUUAUCGAUGUAUCGAUAACAAUGACACCAAGAGGCUACGAAAGGCGACAUUUGAUUAAAUUGAGGAUGCCUUACUUUUGUGGCUGAAACAGGCUAAAUCACAUGGGGCCGCCGUUGGCGGACCUCUGCUUAAACAGAAAGCAAAUGAAUUAGCCACAGAACUUGGCCACGAGGGUUUCCAAUGCAGCGAUGGUUGGCUUGACCGAUUCAAAAGAAGAAGAGCAAUAACAUUUCGUAUAGUAAGUGGUGAAGCAAACUCAGUAUCAAAAGUUAUUGUUGAUGAUUGGCUUUGCAACAAACUACCCAGUCUGCUGGAAGAAUAUGACCCAAAGGAUGUAUUUAAUGCAGAUGAAACAGGACCUUUUUUUAAGAUGCUUCCUGAUAGGACCUAUACAUACAAAGGCGAUAAUUGUCAUGGUGGUAAGAGAAGUAAGGAGCAAAUAACUCUGAUGAUCGCAGCAAGCAUGGAUGGCUCGGAGAAGCUACCUCUGCUAGCAAUUGGUAAAUCAGCUAAGCCACGUUGCUUCAAGAAUGUAAGACAUCUUCCAGUUGAGUAUAAAUCCAACAGAAAAGCAUGGAUGAUAUCUGCUAUAUCAAGAUAAAAUAAGUUCAUUAUUUUAUCUUGGCUAUAUUUAUAGAAUGGAAAUGUGCUGAACCUCGAAAGAAAAUUUUCAAAGGAAGGAAGAAAGGUGCUCCUUAUUGUCGACAAUUGUAGUGCACACGACCAACACAUUGCCACAAAACUCAAUCAAUCCAGUUGGAGUAUUUGCCCCCAAACUGUACCAGCCGACUACAGCCAUAUAGCAUGGGCAUCAUCAAAAACCUUAAAAUUUUCUACCGCAAGCGCCUGCUGUCAAAACUCAUCAGAGCAAUUGAAGAAAAAAACUCAGAUGAUAUCACUGUGAAUAUUUUGGAGUGCUUGCGCUGGUCAAAGUCAGUCUGGGAGAAUGAGGUCACCCAAGAAACAAUUGCCUAGAAUUCAAUACUUUUCAAACCAUGUAACCUAUAGCUG